Messenger RNA from Tilletiopsis washingtonensis, 1118 nucleotides. RefSeq lists its product as hypothetical. The transcript is spliced from 3 exons. The record is from RefSeq and is a predicted model, not a curated record. The coding region runs from base 5 to 967 and encodes 320 amino acids. Lineage: Eukaryota; Fungi; Basidiomycota; Exobasidiomycetes; Entylomatales. Gene Ontology annotation, cellular component: Set1C/COMPASS complex.
AAACAUGAUGAUUGCCUGCGACCACUGCGACGAGUGGUACCAUACCUCCUGCGUGGGCAUGGCCGAGGCGGACGCACUGCUCAUCGACCUCUACGUCUGCGCCGCAUGCGAGGCCAAGGUGCCCGAGCGCACGACGUGGAAGCCCAAGUGUCUCAACGCAACGUGCGAGCAGGCCGCCAUGCCGCCGCUCUCGCGCUACUGCUCGCAGGCGUGCGGCAUCCUGACGGCCGCCGCACGCAUCGCCCGCAGCAAGGCUGGCGGCAAGAAUGGCUCGCGUGCCACGGCCGAGCGCCUGCUUGGCCGCAUCGCCAAGGCAGCACGGCGCACCGACGGCGUAUGCGUGUGGUCUGUGGAUGCGCAGGCCGCCGAGGAGUGGACGCGCCGCUUUCGCUCUACGAACGAUGCGGCGCCAGUGUUUGGCGGCGACAGCACGGCCGAGGAGGUUGGCUCGCAUCGUGCGCGUCUGCAAAGGCAACGAGCAGCGCUGGACACGCGGCUAGCGCGACUCGACACGCGCCUCGCUUUUCUGCGUCUGGCCGGCGAGCGCGUGGCCAAGCUGCCGCCGUUGGCGCUCGACGAGACCGUCGUGUCGCGCGCGCCCAAGAGCAAGAAGAAGAGCUCGAGCGCCGCGCAGGACGAGAGCACCAAGGCGGCGCCGCAGCGCUGUGGCUACGAUGAGCGACUGCAUUGGGACGACGACGUAUUUGCUCGCUGGGCCGCCUCGAGCGAUGCCCAGGCUAUGCUGCAGGGCAGCGCCGAACUCGACGGCCAUCUCGUAUCGCCAGGCGAUGACGCAGAGGACGAAGAUGCGGACGCAGUCGACGCACCAACCGUCUGUGGCGCGGCCAAGCGCAAGUGCCGCAAGCACGGCGACUGGCUGACGGUGCGCGAUGCCGACAUGCAAGUCGAGCGCGAGAUACUGGUGAGUCCGAGCUGUCUAGCCUUGCGACUUGUGCGCCACUCCUGACGCAAGCCGCAGUCCAACGAGCGCAGACUGCUCGAUGCACAACUCGACGCCGUCGAGCUCGAAGGCGCCGCCCUGCGUGAGCGCCAGGAGGCCGCACGCCUGGCGCAGCGAGCCGCCGACGCUGCGCGAGAUGCAGCACUGGCGACGGCAC